UUCAUUACAACAUAAAUCAUUCAUCUUCUUAUAUAUUCUCCAAAGAUAACUUAAAAUGGCUGUUAUUACUGUCGAGCUCGAGGUUGCUUCCUCAUAUCCUGCUUCCAAACUUUUCAAGGUCUUUAGUGAGUUCGAUACCCUUGCACCUAAACUUGAACCUGAAACAUACAAAGCCGUCGAUAUCAUCCAAGGUGAUGGUGGUGUUGGAACGAUCAAAACCAUUACAUACGGUGAUGCUGUCCCAUUCACAAGCUCAAAGCACAAGGUUGAUUCAGUUGACGUAAGCAACUAUAGCUCAGCAUACACCAUCUUUGAAGGCGAUGUCUUAAUGGGCAUAGUAGAAUCUGCCAAUCAUCAUGUAAAGUUUGUACCUUCUUCUGAUGGAGGAUCCGUAUACAAGCACACAGUGGUGUUUACCUGCAAAGGUGACAAUACUGUACCUGAGGAAACUAUCAACCUUAUGAAAGAAGGAUUUAAGAAGAGCUUUAAGGGGUUUGAAGCCUACGCCAUUGCUCAUCCUGAAGCGUACUGAGUCAUAUGGGAUCCACAUGUUUUGGCUCAAUAAGACACGGUUUGGUUUGUCAGUACCCAU
Molecule: messenger RNA, 592 nt
Organism: Lactuca sativa (garden lettuce)
Lineage: Eukaryota; Viridiplantae; Streptophyta; Magnoliopsida; Asterales; Asteraceae
Product: root allergen protein
Biological process (GO): defense response; abscisic acid-activated signaling pathway
Cellular component (GO): nucleus; cytoplasm
Molecular function (GO): protein phosphatase inhibitor activity; signaling receptor activity; abscisic acid binding
Source: RefSeq, a predicted model, not a curated record